AUGAGUACGCAGACGCAAGAUGAGAAGGGUUAUCCAGCCAGACCUCUUUCCCAAUCCUCUCAAAAAUAUACUUGUACUUCCUACACAGAACAAAAAACGCCGCAGGAGGAUGGAACUGGAAAGGGUAAAGAUGAAGAUGACACUUCAGUUAGUACUCCACCAGCAGUAUGGUCUCUUGGAGAAGGAGCUCCAGAAGAGACAGAAAAACGUGAUGACUCCCAAAGAUCCACUUUAUUUGUCGAAAAACCUCAGAGCGGUUAAAAAAAAGCGGUUCAGUGAGCGUCGGUAAGUGGGAAUAUUACAUUUAUAGCCAAAGUAGAAGCCAAAGAUCUUCUCCGAAAGCCAAAUGUUAAGUGGUUUAAAGGAAAAUGGAUGGACCUGGCCAGCAAAGCGGGGAAGCACCUGCAGCUGAAAGAGUCCUUUGAGCGUCACACUAAGAUUCACACAUUUGAGAUGCAUAUCAUUCAAGCUAAAGAAAACUACGCAGGGAACUAUCGCUGUGAAGUAUCUUAUAAGGACAAGUUUGAUAGUUGCUCUUUUGACCUUGAAGUCACUGAAUCUUCCCAAGCUACUCCAUCCAUUGACAUCAGAUCUGCUUUCAAAAGAAGCGGUGAUGGACAAGAGGAUGCAGGAGAACUUGACUUUAGUGGUCUCCUGAAACGUAGGGAGGUUAAACAGCAAGAGGAAGAACCUGAGGUAGAUGUGUGGGAGCUCCUGAAGAACGCGAAUCCCAGUGAAUAUGAGAAGAUUGCUUUUCAGUAUGGUAUCACUGACCUGAGAGGCAUGUUAAAGCGUCUGAAGCGCAUGCGCAGGGAAGUGAAGAAGAGUGCAGCUUUUGCCAAGGGUCUUGAUCCUGCAUAUCAGGUGGACAAAGGAGGUAAAGUAAGGUUCAUGGUGGAGCUAGCAGAUCCAACAGUGGAACUCAAGUGGUAUAAAAAUGGCCAAGAAAUACGACCAAGUGCAAAAUACAUUUUUGAACACAAAGGUAACCAGCGAAUUUUAUUCAUCAAUAAUUGUAUGAUGACAGAUGAUGCUCGUUAUUAUGUAACAGCUGGUGAUGAGAAAUGCUCCACAGAACUGUUUGUGAGAGAUCCUCCAAUUUUGGUGACCAAAGGCCUGGAGGACACCAGUACCUAUGUUGGUGAACGAGUAGAAUUGAGCUGUGAAGUGUCUGAGGAUGAUGCAAAUGUGAAAUGGUUUAGGAAUGGUGUAGAACUUCCCAAUGACCCUAAAUCUCGAUAUCGAAUCAAGGUUGAGGGUAAAAAACACACUUUGAUCAUAGAGGAAGCUGCAAAAAAUGACAAUGCAACUUACUCGGUAAUGACAACUGGAGGCCAAUCAGAAGCCAAGCUUUCGGUUGAUUUGAGACCACUGAAGAUAUCACUUGCACUAGAAGACCAGACUGUGAGGCUUGGACAGGAAAUCCACCUGAAGUGUGAGAUAUCUGAAAACGUGGAAGGGAAAUGGUACAAAAAUGGGCAACUGGUUGAAGCUAGUGACCGCGUAAAGCUUUAUCACAAAGGAAGAAUCCACAGAUUUGUUAUAGCGAGUGCUGCUGUUGAUGAUGAGGGUGAAUACAUGUUUGUACCAGAUGCCUAUAAUAUUAAUAUUCCAUGCAAAGUGCAUGUUGUGGAUCCUCCUAAACUCCAUCUGGAUGGUCUUGGGGAAAAUAACACUGUGACUGUAGUGGCAGGAAGCAAACUACGACUUGAGAUCCCUAUCACUGGCGAGCCAACUCCAAAAGUCAUGUGGAGUAAAGGGGACAAGUGGAUCACAGACAGUGGAAGAAUACGGGCAGAAACAUACCCAGACAGCAGCUGUCUGGUCAUUGAUACAGCUGAGAGGGAAGAUUCAGGUCCUUUCAGAAUAACAUUAAAGAAUGAGGCUGGAGAGGACACAGCUCUAAUCAACAUUAAAGUGGUUGAUGUCCCUGAUCCUCCUCAGGCACCAAAUGUGACUGAGGUGGGUGAAGACUGGUGCAUUAUGACCUGGGAACCUCCAGCGAAUGAUGGUGGAUCGCCCAUCUUAGGAUAUUUCAUUGAAAGGAAAAAGAAACAAAGCUCCAGGUGGAUGAGGCUGAAUUUUGAACUGUGUAAAGAAACAACUUUUGAGCCAAAGAAGAUGAUUGAAGGUGUUGCUUAUGAGGUCCGUGUAUUUGCUGUUAAUGCAAUAGGCAUUUCCAAACCAAGUAUGCCUUCGAAGUCCUUUGUUCCUUUAGCUGUCACCAGUCCACCAACUCUCCUGGCAGUGGAUAGUGUGACUGAUACCUCAGUUACAAUGAAAUGGAGGCCACCAGACCACAUCGGAGCGGCUGGGUUAGAUGGCUAUGUUGUCGAGUACUGCUUUGAAGGAAGUGUCAGGUACUCUUACUUUAAGGCAGAGACUAAUCAGUCAGAAAAUCUCAAGCAGCACGGUUGUGUUCGGGCUUCCUUUGAUGGAUUCUCACAAGGUAUAUCGACAGAUCUGUCUGAGGAAUUGGUGGAGCCACCUUUUAACCUGGAAGCUGAUGAAUGGAUCGUGGCUAACCCGGAGCUGACAGACAAAACAAAGUUUACUAUCAAUGGCCUGCCGACUGGCUCAAAAAUCCUUGUGAGAGUAAAAGCUGUGAAUGCUGCUGGUGAAAGUGAGCCCAGGUACCACCCACAGCCUAUUUUAGUCAAGGAAGUGAUAGAACCUCCAAAGAUUCGUCUACCAAGACACUUAAAACAAACCUAUACUCGAAGAGUUGGAGAAACUGUGAAUCUCGUUAUUCCUUUCCAGGGAAGACCAAGGGCAAAAGUAUCAUGGCAGAAAAAUGGUUCUCCAAUCGACAAGAACCAAAUCAACAUCCGUAACACUGAAAAUGACACUAUCAUCUUCAUCCGAAAGGCAGAAAGGAGCCACUCUGGAGAAUAUGACAUGAAAGUGGAAGUAGAGAACUUGGAGGACAAAGCAACGAUAGAUAUUCAGAUUGUUGAUCGCCCAGGCCCACCAGAGGUUGUAACUAUCGAGGACGUCUGGGGAGAGAAUGUAAAUUUAUCAUGGAAGCCACCAAAAGAUGAUGGCAAUGCUGCCAUUACUGGGUACACUAUUCAAAAAGCAGAUAAGAAGAGUAUGGAAUGGUUCACAGUAAUCGAGCACUACCACCGCACCAGUGCCACCAUUAACGAGCUCGUCAUAGGAAAUGAGUACUACUUCCGGAUCUUCGCUGAAAACAUGUGCGGCCUCAGCGAGGAUGCAACGAUGACCAAAGAGAGCGCUUUGAUUGCAAAGGAUGGUAAAGUCUACAAAUAUCCAGUUUACGAUGAUUUUGACUUCAGUGAACGGCCGUUGUUCACUCAGCCUCUAGUCAACACGUUUGCUGUAGCUGGUUACAACGCGACUUUGAACUGCAGUGUUCGGGGCAACCCCAAGCCCAAAAUAACCUGGCUGAAAAACAAAGUCAUUAUAAUGAAUGACCCGAGGUACCGAAUGUUCAGCAACCAAGGUGUCUGCACCUUGGAGAUCCGCAAACCCAGUCCCUAUGACGGAGGUACUUACACCUGCCGAGCUGUCAAUGAACUUGGAGAGGCAGAAGUGGAUUGCAAACUGGAAGUAAAAGGUGGGCUUUCGUUCUUCAGACUAUUGAUGGAUGGAGUGCCUCCGCAUAUCAUUGAUUCAUAUAUGCGUGAAGUACAGGCAGACAAAACUGAGGGGAAGUGA
Molecule: messenger RNA, 3681 nt
Organism: Charadrius vociferus (killdeer)
Lineage: Eukaryota; Metazoa; Chordata; Aves; Charadriiformes; Charadriidae
Gene: MYBPC1
Product: myosin binding protein C, slow type
Exons: 30
Molecular function (GO): protein binding
Source: RefSeq, a predicted model, not a curated record